Molecule: messenger RNA, 1542 nt
Organism: Babesia microti strain RI
Lineage: Eukaryota; Apicomplexa; Aconoidasida; Piroplasmida; Babesiidae
Product: Galactose oxidase central domain
Exons: 7
Coding region: 1-1542 (513 amino acids)
Molecular function (GO): protein binding
Source: RefSeq, a predicted model, not a curated record
AUGAGUGGAGGCAAGAGUAAGCGUUCGGCAGUCUAUGAUUCCGAGUAUAAGAAUGCAGCUAAAGAUGGAAGAAAAUCGGCCAUCAGUGAAAAUUUGUAUAAGAAAAAGAAAUCAGAGCCCAUAGGCCAGUACUUGGACAGAUAUACCAAACUACUAGACAGUAUAACUCCAUCUGAAACUCCUUCACCGAGGAAUAAUGCAACUUUGACAUUGAUUAACAAUAAUGAACUAUUCUUGUUUGGAGGAGAAUACUGCAAUGGCAAUAUUUUCAAUUUGUAUAAUGAUUCUUAUAUAUAUGACUUAAAUGUUAACAAAUGGUCACUAAUUAAAUGUAAUAACAAGCCAAAACCUCGUUGUAGCCAUCAGAUCGUAAAGUACAAUGACGUGUUAUUUAUGUUUGGCGGCGAAUUUGCCACUAAAAAUGAAUAUUUCCACUACAAUGAUUUGUGGACUUUCACAUUAACUAAUAAAACAUGGAUUGAAAUUAAAACAAAUGGAACAAUUCCCAGUGGUAGAAGUGGACAUAAGAUGGGAAUUUGGAAUGAUAACAUCAUUCUGUUUGGAGGGUUUUAUGAUACAAACUACGAGUGUAAGUAUCACAACGAUCUAUACCUUUACAACAUCAAAUCAAACACUUGGUCAAAACUUGAAAGUAUCAAUCCUGGACCAAUACCACGAUCUGCAUCAAUAUUUUCCAUUAAAGAUAAUAUAUUAUUCAUUUACGGAGGCUAUUCCAAGAUAAACGACAUUGGCAUAGCGCAUUCCGAUACCUGGACCACAGAUUUACAACACAUGGCAACGAACGGCAACAAAAUUGUCUGGGAGAAAAGAAAACUUAGCGGCGAACCUCCUAGAGCUGAAAUUUGCUAUGGAAAUUGUGUCAAUGAUGGGGUUGUCUAUCUAUUUGGAGGGAUUAGGGACAUAAAUGAUGAUAUGGAUUCAAUAUUUUAUAAUGAUUUAUUCACUAUCAACCCACAGAAUAGGAAAUGGAUCAACCUUUAUCGCACUGCCCAACCUGAGUCACUAGAUUCAUUAAAAUUUAAUGAUAAAACUAGUAAUUUCCCAAUUGAAAGGGCAAAUUCACUGCUAGCAUAUAGUAAUAAUGUGUUAUAUGUAUACGGGGGCAUCCGGGAAUUUAAAAAAACAGAUGUGAUAUUAUCAGAUAUGUGGAAAUAUGAGAACAAUAAUUGGACUUGCUUAAUACCCUGUGACAUACAGAAUGUGAGCCAAUCAGAAUCUGAUUCUGUAGAAGGAUCCUGUGAUUCAUCUGUGGAAUUUGAUGAUUCUAUUAUAGAAUAUGAGGAAUACGGAGAAGAAAGCGAUAUUACUUACAGCAAUUACAGCAGUGACGAUGAUAAAUCUGGAGAAGAAGAAAUAUGUAAAGUAAAUGAUUUUUUAUUGGUGAAAAAGGGAGAGAAAUUGAGGGAUUUUUUUGAACGCACAAAGGAACACUGGCUUCAAAAAAUACCUAGUGAGAAUAUGAAUGAAAAAGAUGCAAAAAGGAUUGCUUUUGAAAAUUGUAAAUUUUUUUACGAAAACUAA